CGCUUCGCUCUGGAAUAGAAGCUUAGCCGCGGACCUUCAGCGUCUUUUGCCGUCUCAAACUGCUACCUCUCUUAUUCGUUCCUCUAAUCUUACUUUGCUGAAUUCAGGAAAACUCCAGACACCUAUCUCAUUCAACGAGCUGAUUCCAACUAGCACAUGGCCACAAAAGAUCAUGGAGAUCGAGAUCCUUCGUGAAUUUAUGCAUCGUCUCGAGAUGGAUACCGGAACUCAACGUCGUCCCUCAUUACUUGAUCAAGCGUUAAUAAUGAAUAGGGUUUUGGCUAUUCUAUUGGGUGUUCUGGGCAUGGAUUUAGAGGAAGCUGCCACUACAUUUGUGCAACUCUGCACCGCUGUAUUCCCAAAGGAUG
Messenger RNA from Acaulospora colombiana, 368 nucleotides. Lineage: Eukaryota; Fungi; Glomeromycota; Glomeromycetes; Diversisporales; Acaulosporaceae. The record is from the annotation of a GenBank genome assembly.